Molecule: messenger RNA, 1337 nt
Organism: Panicum virgatum (switchgrass)
Lineage: Eukaryota; Viridiplantae; Streptophyta; Magnoliopsida; Poales; Poaceae
Product: receptor-like protein 35
Exons: 1
Coding region: 1-903 (300 amino acids)
Molecular function (GO): protein binding
Source: RefSeq, a predicted model, not a curated record
AUGUUCGUUACACAAUUGCAAGGGGCGAUACCAGCCGAGCUAAGCUCAUUGCACAAUGUCCAGUUAGUUAAUCUUGCCCACAAUAGGCUUACUGGAAGAAUUUCUUCCAACAUUGGAAGACUUCUAAGUCUGAAACAGCUAAACCUUAAAUUUAACAACUUGACAAUGGAAAUUCCAACGGAGAUAGGAAGACUUGUCAAUCUCAAUUUCCUAGAUCUAGGUUUCAAUCAGUUCUAUGGAACCAUCCCUGGUUCACUUGGAAACCUCUCAGCGUUGACAACGCUCAGAAUCCCCGCCAAUGAACUAGAAGGACGUAUCCCAACACUGAAAAACCUAUCAUCUCUCACUGUGCUUGAGUUGGGGAAAAACAAGCUCGAAGGAACCAUUCCAUCUUGGUUAGGAAACAUCUCUUCACUAGAAAUUAUUGAUCUUCAGAGAAAUGGUAUAGUUGGUCACAUCCCAGAAUCCUUAGGAAGUCUUGAGCUGCUUACAAUCCUCUCUCUCUCAGCCAACAGACUUUCAGGUUCCGUACCUCAUGGGCUUGGAAACCUCCAUGCCCUCACUGGACUUUUCAUAGAUGUUAAUGAACUAGAAAGCACUUUGCCACCUUCAAUAUUUAAUCUAUCUUCUCUUGAAAUUCUGAAUGUGCAAUCCAACAAUUUGACUGGAGAGUUUCCACCUAAUAUAGGCAGCAUGCUCCCAAAGCUAAAUGAUUUUCUUAUAGAAGAUAAUCAACUUCAAGGCAUGCUCCCACCAUCCUUGUGCAAUGCUUCGAUGCUUCAAAAAAUCCAAGCAACAAACAACGCUUUAUCAGGAACAAUACCCCAGUGCCUUGGAAAUAAUAAGGACCUGACCGUAGUGGCGUUAGCAGGAAAUUGGUUUGAAGGGUCUCUCGGUGCUUGACCUUUCCUAUAAUAAUCUAUCUGGGGCCAUCCCUGAAAUCCUUGGCAACCUGAAAGGCCUUUCUUCCUUGAACCUCUCAUUUAACAAAUUCCAAGGUGGUCUUCCAACACAUGGGGUAUUUCUGAAUGCAUCUGUCAUCACGGUUACAGGAAAUGAUGACCUGUGUGGUGGUAUCCUUCAACUGAAAUUACCACCCUGCUCAAACCACACCACCAAGAAGCCACCUCAGAGACUCGGCAUAGUAGCCCUUACAUGUGGAGCAGUUAUUUUUGUUACAUUAGCAGCUGUGUUGUGUUAGCUAUCUUUGUAAUCUCGUGUUUCAGCUCGUUUGUUAGUUUGUCACGUUUACUUUCUUAGCUGUUUAGCGUGGGCUCAGUCAAGGCUUAACCAAGGCUGAGCGCAUCUGGCUGGAGGCGUGGACGCGUGGUGCAUGU